Gilbertella persicaria is the source of this 2386-nucleotide messenger RNA. Its product is annotated as ras guanine nucleotide exchange factor domain-containing protein. The coding region runs from base 53 to 2125 and encodes 690 amino acids. The record is from RefSeq and is a predicted model, not a curated record. Gene Ontology annotation, molecular function: guanyl-nucleotide exchange factor activity. The transcript is spliced from 4 exons. Lineage: Eukaryota; Fungi; Mucoromycota; Mucoromycetes; Mucorales; Choanephoraceae. Gene Ontology annotation, biological process: positive regulation of GTPase activity; Ras protein signal transduction. Gene Ontology annotation, cellular component: plasma membrane.
ACACACGCAUUUAUUUUUUAUUUUUGUCAAACAGAUAGAAACAGCAAUCAUUAUGGAAGAUCCUCAGUCUUCUUUAGCUAUUGCUUCUCAACAUUUUGACAAUGGACAAAUAAAAGAUGCAUAUAGUAUAUUUCUGACCACAGCUACAAAUGCGAUAAAACCACUUUUUGACGUCAAAUUUGUUCAUUGCUCAAUUGUCUCGAAGCCUCAGAAUUCUGCAGCAUUGAUUUCAGUCUUACACAUAUGUCUUGAACAUAUUGAAAAGAUUAUUGAGUAUCAUUCACCUUCAGCGAAAAUACCACCUCCGCCAUUACCACCAAAACCUUCACAUGUGAGCAAGCCGGUCUUGCCACCCAAGCCUACAAGAACGACUCCACCCAUACCAAUUCCUUCAAAAAGUAGAGUGAAACGGUCAUUAUCUGAUAAUCAAGUCAUAACUCAGCAACAACAAGAGCAACAAAGAACACACCUUCGAUCCAAUUCAUACUCUAUGGAUGUACCUGAUGGAGAAAUUGAUCCUAACCACCUUGUGCCAGCACAAACAAACAGCAACGACAGUCUUCCUCAUACUAGCGCUCUGUCAAUGAAAGCAGAUCAUGUUCCACAUAUACCAGUGCCACCUUUAUUGACAUCACACCGACUGCUACAAACUAAAUUAGACGAACUUGAAUCCUCACUUAAGGAAUUUCGCCUUCAAAAAAGUCAAUUGAAUGAACAAGAUACUCAUAACAAAUACGAACUAGACGCAGCCAUUGCCAAGUAUACCCCAUAUGUAGCCGAAGCAAAGCACACAUUAAACCGAGUUCGAACACUUUACAUGAGUGCUGCUACCAUCCCUAGCAUUCUGCAUUUUCAACCUGCUCUUGUUGCCUAUCAAUUAACACGUAUUGAAUCAGCUAUUUUUAUGGCCAUUCCUUCUGGAGCUCUAUUAACACAUGCACCUAAAUCACCUCAUCCUCGUAUCGUCGCCUCUUCUGAUUUUUUUAAUUAUGUUACAAGGUGGAUUGAACACUCGAUUCUGUUGCCUCAAGAAGCAUCUGUUCGCUCUCAACACAUUAAUCAUUGGAUAAAAAUUGCUUGUAAAUGUCAAGACUUGAACAACUAUCAAACACUGAAAGCCAUCGUUUCUGCCCUGGGUACGCCACCCGUACAGCGUCUUAAGCGUACUUGGGCUUACAUUCCUAAAAAGAGUCUAGCUCGGUUAGAUGCCAUGAAUGAACUUAUGUCGGAAACCAAUAAUUAUGGCAGAUACCGCGAACACAUGGGUAUUGUAUCCACCACUGUCUUGAAUGGCAAGAGUGUUGAUUCAAUUCAAUCAGAACAUUUUAAGCGGCCUACUGUUCCUUUCUUGGGCACAUUUAUUCAUGACAUGACUUAUCUUUUAGCUGCUGUCAAUCAACAACCUAAGGACAAGGACCCGCGUAUUCUCAAACUCUUAGACACACUCAAGAAGUUCCAAUCUGUACCACCUUAUGAUCGAAGAGCAGUUCAUGUCAGUAAGAAAUCACAACCUUUAAUGCGACCUUCUUUCUCUCAAGCCAUUCAUCGAAGUAAAUCAAGCUUUGGUCGGUUGGGAGGUGCCAUGGGCUUUGGUAACAGUAACACAGACAAUACGACAAACGACUUGUCUAGUAACGGUGCUUAUGAUUCAACAGACGAUUUUGAUGCUGAAGAACAACAGAGCCUAGUAACUCAAUACAUUUUGAUGCGUCCAUGGGUCAAUCAAACCAUGGUAGAUGAGCUUAGUAUUUUGCGUGAACCACCUACAAACAACAAAGGCCCAGGUAGAACAAACAGCCUAACAAACUCCAUGAUGAGUAGCACAAAUUCCUUAAUGCUUCUGAAUCAAAGUCCUACCACAACAAACAGUAUUAAUAGCGGCAGUAGUAGACCUACUAGCAUGGAUGAUUAUUAUACAACUCGAUCUUAUAUUUAUGGAAGGGAUUCAGCACAAACAUCUAUACCUUUGACUUCUUCUUCUACAUUAGAAGAUGAAGACGAAGACGAAGAAGUAUCAUCAUCGCCGUCGAGUACUUCAUAUCCCGUCAUUUCACCUCCACGAACAGAGGGCCAAUAUUUUUGGAGCGACCCUAUUAUCAGUCUGUACAACAAAGGUAACGCAUAAUCAAUGUCAAUAUAGGUUACUUAUUCAUUAAAUAGAAACAGCACCUCUUGUGCCUCCCCGACCAAAUCCCUCUUUUAGACCGCAGCGUAUGGCUUAAAGGAUAGUUUGUAAAUUUCGCUUGUAAAUAAAUCUAAGGUCUUGCAUAAAAAAAAAGGAUUUCGUAUUACACAUGUAUUCGCAACGUCAAUUUGGUUAUCCGACUUAGCUGUUGACCACACGUGUGAUGUUGCUGUUUUGAGCAAGAUGAUCUAAAGAAAUUAG